CGUUGUGAUUGACAAGCCCAGUGUGUAUUUGCCUUCGAAACGCGUACGACGUGCUGCUGUGCUGUGUGGAUAGUUACACCACGAUCGAGUAGAGUAGUAGUAACCAGAACAACAGACACAUACAAUAAAUAAAAAUCUAUAUUUUUUCGCCAGAGUCUUCGCUCAACAACCAAGAAGACCGACGACGAACCAGCAAGCAACCACAACAAACAUCAUCAAUCCCAAUCAAAAAAGAUCACAACAAAAAUUUUUAUUUUUAUUAUUGAAUGUAACAACAACACGACAAGACAUAUAAUCAUCAUCUUUCUAGUAAAACACAGAAGAAAAGAAGUAUAGCCCCUCAAUAAAAAAAAAGAAAUUAAAUAAAUUUUGCAAAAGUUUAGAAAAGGGGCCGUGAAAAUUUCAAAAACUCUGGAAAAACAAAAUAUUGCACAGCAUACAUCAACAACAAAAAACGGCGUAUUUUUUGUUUUGGAAAAUUACGGCGGUUUUCAAAAGACCCAGCAUAAACGGCGGUAACGCGUCUCCAUAAAAAACAAAAAUAACAACAAAUUGUGAAUUUAGUGAAAAUAAAACAAAAAUAACUCAAAACCAAAAAGCCGUCGCUUUUUGUGGGCAAACGUGAAAAACGCGCGCGCGAUUUAUUCUUCGUUCGGUUUAAUUUCAAAUUUAAGUUUUUCUUUUGGUUUUCCAUCAUCCAAACAACCAACCAUCUUCAGUUUAGAGGAAAACUGUGAUACAACUACAAAAAAUUGUUUAAGUUUCUUUUUGCAAAAUAAAUAAUUUUUACAACACAGUGGUAUACGAAAACAAAAAUAUAUUUUUUGGACUCCCUGCAAAAAACAAAACAAACAAACAAAAACAAAUCAUAAAACAAAACAAGAAACAUGGAUUUAUGACCCCCCACACAAUAAUAAUAACAACAACAAGUAAUAAAUUAUAAUAGUUAUAACAACAACAACAAGUAUACUAAAAGUCAUGCUUAAAUAAUUGCAACAACAACAACCACAACAAAAUUGUAUACGAUUUUUUCUAAAACAAAAAUAUAAAAAUUAAAAUUAUUACAAAAAAGAAAAGUUUUUCUUAUAAAUGUGCCUAAAAAUAAGUCAAAGCAAAGGAAAAGCAAGAUAAAAUAAUCUAUAGAAGAAGAAGAAGAAAAUCAUCACCUUACUCCUUCCUCUCCAUACAAAGUGACUAGUGUACAAAAAAAUCUUGGAAAAAUUAAAUUACAACUUUGAAAAGCAGAGUAUCUUUUUGUUGUUAACCAGUGUUGUAUACAGAACAUCGCCAACGAAAAAAAAUCUACAGUCCAAUUGCCGAGAUUGGUUGUAGCUUUUUUUUAAGUUUUUACUUUUUUGUUUAAUUUUUAACAAAAAGUGGCACAAAUCGGGUUGGACACCGCUCCUAGAGCAUUAAUGGCUCAACCUAGGUAUGACGAUGGCCUGCACGGCUAUGGUAUGGAUUCGGGUGCUGCAGCAGCUGCCAUGUAUGAUCCACAUGUUGGUCAUCGGCCGCCUGGAUUACAAGGCCUACCAUCACAUCAUUCACCACACAUGACACAUGCUGCUGCAGCAGCGGCCACAGUUGGCAUGCAUGGCUACCAUACAGCUGGUGCGGCUGGUGGCCAUGGUACACCUAGUCAUGUAUCACCGGUUGCUAAUCAUUUAAUGGGUGCAAUACCCGAAGUACAUAAACGUGAUAAGGAUGCUAUAUAUGAACAUCCCCUAUUCCCGCUGUUGGCUCUAAUAUUUGAAAAAUGUGAAUUGGCCACAUGUACGCCCAGAGAACCUGGUGUGCAAGGUGGUGAUGUAUGUUCGUCAGAAUCGUUUAAUGAAGAUAUUGCAAUGUUUAGUAAACAGAUCAGAUCACAAAAACCCUACUACACAGCAGAUCCCGAAGUAGAUUCACUGAUGGUGCAAGCAAUACAAGUACUUCGGUUUCACCUUUUAGAAUUAGAAAAAGUACAUGAAUUAUGCGAUAAUUUCUGUCAUCGAUAUAUCUCAUGUCUAAAGGGUAAAAUGCCAAUAGAUUUAGUAAUUGACGAACGGGACACCACCAAACCACCAGAAUUGGGUUCAGCUAAUGGUGAAGGAAGAAGUAAUGCCGAUUCAACAUCACACACCGAUGGAGCUAGUACACCAGACGUUCGGCCUCCUAGUUCAUCUUUAUCAUAUGGUGGAGCCAUGAACGAAGAUGCUAGAUCGCCGGGCGCUGGUAGUACACCUGGUCCUUUAUCUCAACAACCACCUGUCCUAGAUACAUCAGACCCUGAUGGUAAGUUCUUAUCAUCACUAAAUCCUACAGAACUAACAUAUGAUGGUCGAUGGUGUCGAAGAGAAUGGUCAUCACCUGCCGCCGAUACUAGAAAUGCCGAUGCCUCAAGACGGUUAUAUUCCUCAGUCUUCCUGGGUAGUCCCGACAAUUAUGGCACAAGUGCAAGCGGCGAUGCCAGCAAUGCCAGUAUAGGCAGCGGGGAAGGUACGGGUGAAGAGGAUGACGAUGCAAAUGGCAAAAAGAACCAAAAGAAACGUGGCAUUUUCCCAAAAGUAGCAACAAAUAUCUUAAGAGCGUGGCUGUUUCAGCAUUUAACGCAUCCCUACCCCUCCGAAGAUCAGAAAAAACAAUUGGCACAAGAUACCGGCCUGACGAUAUUGCAAGUUAAUAAUUGGUUCAUUAAUGCGAGACGAAGAAUUGUCCAGCCAAUGAUUGAUCAAUCAAAUCGUGCAGUCUACACCCCCCAUGCUGGUCCCUCCGGUUAUGGUCACGAUCCCAUGGGCUACAUGAUGGACAGUCAGGCCCAUAUGAUGCAUCGUCCACCAGGUGAUCCUGGUUUCCAUCAGGCCUAUCCCCAUUAUCCACAUGCUGAAUACUAUGGUCAACAUUUGUAAUCAACUUUAGCCCAAUAAAUCUCAUCAUUAUUUAUAUAGUUAAACAAACCAUAAAAAACCGAAACAGAAAGGAUAAGGCAGAAUUUAAAAGUAAAGCUCCUACAAUGACUACUACUCCAACUUCUCCCCCCUGAACCUUACAACAAAAACAAACAAACAAAGAAAGUGCAACAAAAAAAAAACAAAGACAGGAUUGGAAUGCCAAUACCUUGCUCUCACACACCCACCAAAGUCAAAAGUGAAAACAAAUGGUGGGGAAUAUUUGGUGGUUGGCACAUAAACAACAACAACUACUAUUAUAUAGUUUGUUAGAAGGCGACUAAACCAAAAUUAUACAACAAAAAAAUAGUAAAACAAGAAAAAUUAAUGAGAAGAAGAGAAACAUCUCCCACCCCCACUCCCAGACAAAUCAAAUGGAAAUUCUCUUUUGAAGAAAAAAUACUAUAAAUUGAGAUUGAAAGAGAACAAAUGUUGACCUUAAUUAAGGAUAUCAUGGUUGACAUCAUAAAUUUUCAAAUAACAACAACAACAACAAAUUACCGGAUAUACGUAAAAAAUUACUCUAAACAGCUUUAACAAUUAUUGGGAAUUGGACAGAAGAGAGCAAAUAUCUUUUAAUGAUGUCUUAAAUAAAAACUAGAUAAAGUAUCAAAACUCUUUAUUUAGACAGUCUCUUCUCUUCGAAAUGAAAUCAAGCCAAAUCAAGGAGCGAAUUUGGAGAAACUCGAAAUAUUUCCCAUUAAAAAGAAGAAAAUACCACCAAUCAAAUUAUAAUUUUGUAAAAAAAACAACCUAACCAAACAGCGAAUUUAAUUUUUUGAAAAAAAAAAAAAACAAUUAUUUUUUAUGUUAAAUAUUUUGUUAGAAGGCAAAAACCCCACAAAAAAACUAAGUUCUUAGCAAGGUUAACCAGGAUUUUAGGAGAAUUUCUUUAAAGCAAAACAUUUUUUUAAGAACAAAUAAUUAAGUUAUGUAUUUUCUUUAAUUAAAUAUGAUGAUCUCCUUAUUUAAGGGUUUACAAAAAACAUAAUUUUGAUGACAAAACUUGAAAAAUGGGAGAAUUACAACAGAACAGCAAGAACAACCCUACUUAAAGAAUUUUAAAUCCAAAAAAACAUGUGGAAAAAAAAUCACAGAUAUGAAAAAAAAAAACAUUUAGUUAUAAACAAAAGAAAAUGGAGUAAGAAAAAAAUUAUAAAAAACUUAAAUUAAAAACAAAACAAAAUUAUUGAAUAAGUAAACUAAAUAAACAAAGAGAGGAAGAAAGAGUUAAGAGAACACACACACACAUAUGUAUACAUAAUUUAAUAAAUUAAUUAUUAAAAAUACAAGAAAAGCAAAGAAAUAAACAUUUUUAGUAAAAAUCUUAAAACAAACAAACACUUUUCCUCUGCAAGAAAAUUUAAGAAAAAAAUUCUCCCUUAACCCCCCAAAAAUGAAAAAUAUCCCCCCCACACUAAAACACAAUGUAUACCAUUUGUAAAUGUAAAAAGUUUUUAAUUAUUAAUAUUAUAAAAACAAAACAAAAAAAAUAAAAUAAAAUAAUUACUUAUUAGUUUAUGCAAAUAAAUAAGGAAAGUAUAAAACAAAUCUUUAAAAAAUUAAAUAAUUUUGGCAAGAAAAAAAAAAUACAGGACAGGCUCGAUUUGGGGGGUUUUAAAUUAAAAAAAAAUUAAGGUUUUCAAGGCUUCUUUUAACAAAAAAAUAAAUUUUUGGAAUGUUUUAAAAUAUUUUUUUUAAGUAAAAAAUGCAUCCCCCGAAUCAAAUCAUGUCCUGUAUCACGACCUUUAGAAGAUUUCUUUGGAAAAUCGUACGUUUUUUCAUAGUUUUUCUUCAAAGAGCAGCAGCCCGACUUUGUAUUUUCACAAAGUCCGAAUUGCAAUUGAGUUUUUUUCUUAAAAAUUUGUAUUUAAAUUUCCUUAUAUUUGUCUAUUGUACAUUAUCUUAGAUUUCCUGAUAAUUAAGAGAGAAAAAAAAUUGAUUUAAACAAAAAAAUAACUAUAUAUUAUACACAUAAACAAAAAAUGCUUUAUAAUUUUAUUCACACAUCCACACAUACAUACACAAACACUACUAUACAUUUUAGUUAUUAAAAUUAAAACAAAAGUUAAAAAAAAAAACAAAUAAUAAUAUUUAAGAAAACAACAAUUUCAAAAUUUAAAAAGAUUAUAUAUAAAUAUAACUUCAGUUGUUUUUUGUUUCAUAUUUUAUUUUUUUUUUUUUAAAUUUUCCUUCUCUCCCUUUUGGAAAAAUUCCCAAUUUUUUUCAAUUGUUUAUGUAAAGCUAGCAAGUAUUAUAUAAAUAUUUUUUUCUCCUUCAAAGCGUUUUUUGUUUUUCUUUUUUUAAUUUCCUUAUUGCCCCUUCCUGUAAUUGUUUUCAAAUUUUAAAACCUAAUAAUUUUUAUUAUUAUCUCUUACCAUUAAAAAAACAAAUAUUAAUUAUAAUAAUUAAAGUAGUUAUAGAUGAUGAAAAAAAUGAAAAAACAACAAUGAUAACUGCGCGCAGCUGCAUAUAAUUUUAAUUUAAUUUAAAUGGAAAAAAUUACAGCUUGUAUUUUAUUUUAAAAAUAUUAUUUUUUAAUUUUAAUUAUUAUUAUUAUUUUUAAUUAUAUGAAUGGAUUAUUAUUAUUAUUAUUUUGAAUGAUUGUGAAAUGACGCUGAGAGAGUUGAAGAAAAAAAUAUUGAUUUAUAAAACAACAAAAACCUAUAAAACAAUAAUUAUUUGCAAAAAUACAAGAAAAAAAUGAA
Messenger RNA from Musca domestica (house fly), 5635 nucleotides. RefSeq names its product homeobox protein homothorax. NCBI's taxonomy places the organism in Eukaryota, Metazoa, Arthropoda, Insecta, Diptera, Muscidae. Gene Ontology annotation, molecular function: RNA polymerase II cis-regulatory region sequence-specific DNA binding; DNA-binding transcription activator activity, RNA polymerase II-specific. The record is from RefSeq and is a predicted model, not a curated record. Gene Ontology annotation, biological process: animal organ morphogenesis; embryonic pattern specification; brain development. Bases 1416 to 2888 code for a protein of 490 amino acids. The transcript has 15 exons.